GUUCCACCCUUAAAUCCUCUGUUUCCCGGCCGCAGUAGCUGGCAUGAAAUGUCUGUUACUGCCGACUCAAUCGUCCAGAUCCCAGGAUACGAUACGAGCGAUUCGCCUCCCGUACUUACGCUCCGAGGUUAAUGGACUCAAGGAUGCAAAAAGCCGGAAGACCAAAACGGCCGAGAGCACUUCAGGCAUGCGAAGUGUGCCGUACCAGAAAAAACCGCUGCAGCGAAGACCGACCAUGCACUUAUUGUGUUGGUAAGCUCUGUAAGGUAUCUGCACCACUUCAUGUGGCUUACUCAAUCGAGCAGAGCAUGAUCUGGAGUGCACUUAUUCGCGCAGUCACCGUGACAAGAGACCGAGACCACAGCAAGUGCUCUUUCCUCGAGCUAUAUGCCCUACUGAUCUUCCUGCAAAGGCCAGAUUCACAGAACGAACAACAAAUCACGAGCAUAGAUACUCCACGCCUUGCUCAACGGCUCAUAGCGGGCAUAGCUGAGGGCGGCAUUGAGUCCUGGCCCAAUAACGUCAACCAAUCGAUAACCUACCACGGACGCACUUUUCAGCAACCACAGGGCAUCGUCGCUGGUCCAGAUAAGCAGCAAGAUGCGGCAUGCGCCCCAGCUGCCGCGGAUGAGAACAGCUGUAGCCCAUCGACGAUCACAUCUCGUAAGGCCGCGUCUGACGUGAUCGACACCAAUCUACACACAAGUAACCUGGAAUUCUAUGGGUCGUCCUCAUCUGUCGCAUUUAUCCGCCACCUGGAAACUUUGUCGAAUCGUCAAGCCACGGGUCCUGCCGGUGAAGAACCCGAACGAUCACUGGCUUCACUUUUGCACAACACCGAUUUCCAGCCCAACACUUCCCAGAGUACGCCUGCAACACAAGAAGCAGUCCCAAAUCCCGACCGCUUCCAAUUCCGCGUGGCAAGGCGAUUCCUGGACGCCUACUUCUCCAAUAUUCAUCAUAUCCAGCCUUUGUUUGAAGAAGAUGAGUUCCUCGCUCGUUGCGAAGAUUUGUGGUUCAACAAACCAGCGAAACAACCGUUGUCCUUUGUCGCUCUUUACUAUGCCACGUUGAGCCUAGGCAGCCUCGUCAUGACCUUCGAAGACCCGAAGUUGUUUGGAGCAGAUCGGUUUACAUGGAGUCGCAAAUUGUUCAAUGAGGCUUCUGCUAUACUGACACGACUCGGCAUAGCAACGGACGUGGAGAUGGUCCAGUGUUUCUACAUGAUGAGCAAAAUAUGUCAGCACGAGCUUAAUCCUCACGUCGCAUACUUAUAUUCCGGCCAAGCCGCAAGGACCUCAUUGGCAAUCGGUCUCAAUCGAAUACCCAUCAGUCCAGAUUCAGCUGACCCAAAGGCUUCAGCGGCAGCAUCAAAAACGUGGUGGGCUGUUUACUGCCUUGAUAUACAGACCAGCUUCGCCCUGGGAAGGCCUGACAGCCUUGGUCCAGACCAAUACCAUACACAGUGUCUUCCUACGGCAAUUUCAGGGGAGUCAGUCUCGAGCCCUCAUGUCUUACAGAUUGUUCCGUGCAUGGUUGACCUGUCACGGAUCAUGCGGAAAGUGGCCCUCGAUUUGUACACCGUGCCGUACGAAAUGGAACAAAAGCUCCACCGAGCAAACGCGCUCGACGCUGACCUGGAGUAUUGGCUGGAACAAGUUCCCCUGUAUCUUCGAUCCGAGCAACAAAGUCGCUCUAAUCAUCCCUUGAAACCAAAUCGCUCCGCCAGCUAUAUCAAAAAACAAUCAGUCGUGCUACGACUUCGCUACCUCAACCUUCGCAUGAUAAUCCAUGCCGUCUUUAUGACUCAUACGGAAAUCAGGCCAGACGAGGCCAGGUUGAUUCGAGACCGGCAGUGCCGGUGUCUGCAGACUGCAGAAAGUACGAUUGACUUAAUAUAUGAAACAUUUCGGACCGAUGAGUUCUUCCAGACAUGGUGGUAUAACUCAACGUAUACCUUGUUUGCCGUCAGCAUACUGCUCGCCGCGAUCUUUCACCAGCUUGCGAGAACCCAACAAGCACUCGAGAAACUCUUUGCCCACAUUGACCGUGCGAUCGUAGUACUCCAAGCCAUGGAUGAGUGUCUGGUUGCCAGAAAUGCUACUGCCAUCAUCAAGCGGACACUCGCUCGAGCUAGAAAAGUACCCCAGCCGGCCUUGGAUGGACGGCAGCCCUCGGCGUCCCACAUUGCAGACCUGAGUGGCGCCCUGCAUCCUGCCAUCGAUUUGGAACAGCAAAGAGAACUGGACAACCUUGAUAGCCUGUUACAGCCUCAGGGGAUGGUCAAUGAUGUAGCUGAGACUAUGGACGACCUUGACUGGCUCAACGCAUAUCCUGUCGAUGACGGCCAGCAGUCUUUGUUCUGGACAGAGUGGGCUCAUGAGCUUAACACUCUUGGCACCUAGCUUGGGACGGAAGGAGUAUAGCAUUCGCUACAUAUUCUCAGACUUAUUUAUUUCCAGGGCAUGCCCACUCUGCCUGGCGAACACCUUGUCCUCCUGUUGCUUGCGCCACUAUCAAGCUGUGGCUUAAUGCUGCCUAUUUCCUACUUCGCUGAGCCCCCAGAUGCUAGAGAAAGCACUAUCGAGGAUGGAUAUUCGGGCCCCGAGUGGACGACAUGCUUCCCGCGGUUGAGGUUUGUUGGGACGCGAUCCAAUGCAGGAAAUUCUGGCAGUGUCACCUCGUGUCCUUUUAUCUCCAGCCGGAUGGACUCCCCGCGUUCGAAAAUGAUGCCAGACGGCCAUAAUGGGAUGUCAAGGCAAACGGUCUGACCCGGCGGAAUCUUUUCCUCUACUUCGUGAGAAUGCCAGGCCAAAGCAGGAGCAAGCAUCGAGCUUUGCUCCUUGGACAGGGUCGGAUCAGCGCUCAGCCGCCGGUGGGAAGCUCGAAGUCUGCCAUUG
Messenger RNA from Exophiala xenobiotica, 2900 nucleotides. RefSeq lists its product as uncharacterized. The coding region runs from base 132 to 2405 and encodes 757 amino acids. NCBI's taxonomy places the organism in Eukaryota, Fungi, Ascomycota, Eurotiomycetes, Chaetothyriales, Herpotrichiellaceae. The transcript is spliced from 7 exons. Gene Ontology annotation, molecular function: DNA-binding transcription factor activity, RNA polymerase II-specific; zinc ion binding; RNA polymerase II cis-regulatory region sequence-specific DNA binding. Gene Ontology annotation, cellular component: nucleus. The record is from RefSeq and is a predicted model, not a curated record. Gene Ontology annotation, biological process: positive regulation of transcription from RNA polymerase II promoter by galactose; DNA-templated transcription.